CGUCAAUCAAUCAGCAGUCGAGCGAGAUGGUGUCGGAAAUGGCGCCGUUUUCCGGUGCCGAGGAUUUUGUUGUCGGCCUCAUCGGCAUGGGCGACAUGGGAAAGAUGUAUGCCCGCCGGUUGAGCAGUGCCGGUUGGAGGAUUAUGGCCUGCGACCGAGAGGAAAAGUACGAGGAGCUGGUCAAGGAGUUUGGCAACCAUAAGAAUGUACAAAUUCUCCGCAACGGUCACCUGGUGUCUCGCGCCAGCAACUACAUUAUCUACAGUGUUGAGGCGGCGGCCAUUGGACGUGUCGUUGCCCAAUACGGUCCUUCAACGCGUCUCGGUGCCAUUGUCGGCGGCCAGACCUCGUGCAAAGAUCCAGAGAUCAAGGCAUUCGAGGAGCACUUGCCCAGCGAUGUCGACAUAGUCUCCUGCCACUCCCUCCACGGACCCAAUAUCGACCCGCGGGGCCAACCCCUCGUGUUGAUCAAGCACCGCGCCUCGGACGCCUCCUUUACCAAGGUCGAGGCCGUUCUCCGCUGCCUCGGCUCCAAGCACGUCUACUUGACGGCCAAAGAACACGACCGCAUCACGGCCGACACGCAAGCCGUCACCCACGCCGCCUUCCUCUCCAUGGGCAAAGCCUGGCACGCCAACCAGCAGUUCCCCUGGGAAGGCACGCGUUACGUCGGCGGCAUCGAAAACGUCAAGAUCAACCUAAUGCUGCGCAUCUACGCCCAAAAGUGGCACGUCUACGCCGGGCUCGCCAUCCUCAACCCGGAAGCGCACAAGCAGAUCAACCAGUUCGCCAAGUCCACCACCGAGCUCUUCUACCUCAUGCUCGAGGGCCGCCGCGACGAGCUCCGCGAGCGCGUCUACGCCGCCAAGGAGAAGGUCUUUGGCCGCGAGGACAGCCCCAAGUGGGAGGGCAAGCCGCUGCUGCCCGACGGCGUGGUCGACCGGUUCAGCCUGAACCCCAACGCCAAGGGCAGCACCCCGCCCCUGCCGAAUAACCACCUCUCGCUGCUCGCCAUGGUCGACUGCUGGAGUGCGCUUGGGAUCGUCCCGUAUGACCACAUGAUAUGUUCGACGCCGCUGUUCAGGCUGUGGUUAGGUGUUACCGAGCAUUUGUUUCGCACGCCGGGGUUGCUGGAUGAGUGUUUGAGGGUGGGUAUCGAGGAUAACACCUUCCGGCGGGAUGAUUUGCAGUUUACGAUUGCUGCGUCCGGGUGGGCAGAGUGUGUGGCGCUGAGGCAGUUUGAGACGUGGAGGGAGCGGUUUGCCGUGACGCAGAAGUUCUUUGAGCCGCGGUUUGAGGGGGCGGUCGAGAUUGGGCAGGCCAUGAUUCGGGCGGUGUUGGAGAGUGAUAAGGAGUGAGCGUCGUUAGGGUGUGUGCUGUUUUCAGGGGCAAAGAGGAAUUCCAUCAAGACAGGAGGCGGCGCGGUAGUUCAGCAUGCUACUGAUUCUACGAAUGCAGUCGACACACAGGUGAAACCUGGUGUAUCUGUUAGCAUGGAACUUACUCCUCUCCUAUGUUCUCUUACUUUAUAAGUUGUU
Molecule: messenger RNA, 1538 nt
Organism: Parathielavia appendiculata
Lineage: Eukaryota; Fungi; Ascomycota; Sordariomycetes; Sordariales; Chaetomiaceae
Product: Prephenate dehydrogenase
Exons: 4
Coding region: 39-1358 (439 amino acids)
Biological process (GO): L-tyrosine biosynthetic process
Molecular function (GO): prephenate dehydrogenase (NADP+) activity; prephenate dehydrogenase (NAD+) activity; NAD+ binding
Source: RefSeq, a predicted model, not a curated record